AUGUCUAUUAAACAUAACAAUAUUGUUCAAGAUGGGGCGGGAUUGGAAAAGUUUGAAUCGGUUAGUAUUACAGAAUCUUCGUCAAUACCUGCUGGGGAAGAGGCCACGAGGCUUGCUUUCUUAAACAGAUGGGCGGCUAAGCUUAACGCCGAAAUCAGAGGCAUCGAACCAGUUUCCGAUGACAAAAAAGACGCACCCGUUUGGAUUUCGGCCGUGAUGUGGUUUUCAGCAAACCUAUCGAGUACAGGGUUCAGCGUUGGUCUUCUGGGACCCAUUGUGUUCCGGUUGAACUUUCUAUGGUGCCUAUUUUGUGUGUUGCUGUUUGCCUUGGUUGGAUUAAUUAUCGUUUGCAUAUUUUCCGUGUUAGGAGCAAAACUAGGUAUGCGGCAGAUGGUUUUGUCGCGUUACCUAACUGGUAAUGCCACUGCUAGAAUCUUCUGCCUGUUUAAUAUAAUUGGCGGGAUGGGAUGGGGUGUGUUGAACUGCGUUUCUUCGGCGUCAGUUCUGCACAUGGUGAACAGCGAUGGCUACAGCUGCCCACCAGCCAUCGCCUGUUUGAUAGUGACCGUUAUAACUAUCCUCGUCACGUUCUUUGGGUAUAAGGCAAUUAAUGUCUACCAAAUGUGGGCGUGGAUUCCUAAUCUAAUGGUGCUUUUUGUCAUUCUUAUUCGUGCCAAGAUGUCAGGUAGCUUCACUGUGCAUAAUAUGGAAAAUGAGAAGGCAACAACAGGCGCAAUUCUAUCUUUUGGUGGUGUUAUCUUCGGUCUUACUGCUGGGUGGUCAAGCUGCGCAGCUGACUACGCCGUGUAUAUGCCCAGGAACACGAACAGUUACAAGAUAUUUUUCUCUUUAUACGCAGCACUGUUCUCCUCUAUUUGCAUCUGUGUGCUUGUGGGUUGCGCUGCUGGUGUGUGCACCUUCACCAAUCCACGCUGGGCUGCCCUUUAUGAAACAGACUCCGUUGGUGGGUUGUGCUACGGUAUUCUAGUCGAACCAAUGCCUGUUUUUGGUAAUAUAUGUCUAGUCAUCUUCUCAUUAUCUGCUACCGUGAACAAUAUUCCAAACAUGUACUCUAUUGGCCUGAGUGUCCAAGCUAUGUGGAGUAGUCUAGCAACGAUUCCAAGGGUGGGAUGGGCUUUGAUAACUAACAUUAUCGUAUUUGGACUGUCAGUCGCUUGUUAUUACAAAUUUGAAGCUUUCAUGUCCAACUUCAUGGAUGCUACAGCUUAUUACAUCGCCACGUAUAUUGCAAUCGCAUUCAUUGAGCACUUCAUAUUUAGAAAGAUGUCGCUUCAGACUUAUGACGUUUCUAUUUGGAAGAAACCAGGGAAGCUUCCUGUUGGAUAUGCAUCACUUGCUGGAAUCAUAAUGGGUGCUAUUGGAGUGUUUCUAGGUAUGUCCCAGGAGUACUGGCAAGGAUAUAUAUCGCGACCAAUUGGAGAAUUUGGUGACCUUGGUUUUGAAGUGGCAAUACUAUUUACUUCUGUCACUUACCUAGCUCUAAGGCCGUUGGAAUUGAAAUACAUCGGUCGGUGA
Eremothecium sinecaudum is the source of this 1536-nucleotide messenger RNA. RefSeq names its product HCL156Cp. Bases 1 to 1536 code for a protein of 511 amino acids. The record is from RefSeq and is a predicted model, not a curated record. Gene Ontology annotation, molecular function: nucleobase transmembrane transporter activity. Gene Ontology annotation, cellular component: plasma membrane; fungal-type vacuole membrane. Lineage: Eukaryota; Fungi; Ascomycota; Saccharomycetes; Saccharomycetales; Saccharomycetaceae. The transcript has a single exon. Gene Ontology annotation, biological process: transmembrane transport; cytosine transport.